Molecule: messenger RNA, 2019 nt
Organism: Zingiber officinale
Lineage: Eukaryota; Viridiplantae; Streptophyta; Magnoliopsida; Zingiberales; Zingiberaceae
Product: transcription factor bHLH30-like
Exons: 2
Coding region: 669-1760 (363 amino acids)
Biological process (GO): regulation of DNA-templated transcription
Molecular function (GO): protein dimerization activity; DNA-binding transcription factor activity
Source: RefSeq, a predicted model, not a curated record
AUAGAUAGUCGAGAUCAUGUUACUGAAACAUACAUGCAUCAUUUAUCCAAACAUGCACAGAGCCGAGAGCGACAGUCCCACUGACGCCACCCCCCUCUCCUCCCUUCCCUCCGCAACCCUGCACUCUGCCUGCAAUAGAAGCUCAAGAAGAAGUGUAUUUCAAGACACAAUCAUUACUUCGUUCCGGAGAGGCAGAGCAGGAGGCGUGGAACUGGAAAUUGGAAAUCCCCUCCUGAUCUUUUUGAUUUUUCUUUCUUUCUUUCCAUUUUAUUUUAUUUUAUUUUCUCCUCGCGCGCAGUACUCGAUUCACCAGAACUGGUCGCUUGAUCUUCCGUUUGCUUUCUCUGUUCUGUUCUUUUUUAUAUGCUUAGUGGCACUGAUCAGUUGUUGUCGGGCCGGGGAGAAGAGGUGUAAUAAUAGGGCUACGAACGAGGUGAGCCGUCUUCGAUUUCGGCAUGGGAAAUCACAGAGCGAAUCGCGUAAGAGCGAAGUAAUAAUUCUCUGGCUCGAUCUUCUUCCCUUUCCUCCAAUCCGCAUGAGGGUUUACGCUUGCUGCUAGCUAUACAACCAAAGGGGGAGACAAAAAGUUGUUCUUCCUCUCUGCGCCCAUCAUGCGACCACGCCGUGGACGAUCGAUGUCCAUCGAUUGAUUCCUGCAGCUGAUAUAUAUGCAUGUGUUCCUCUGUUUGUGUUUCAAGAAUCGAGUCGAUAUGGAAGGCAACAGCGACGACGCCGGUGAAUUCCAAGUCUAUGAUCACCAGCAGCAGCAGCAGCAGCAGCAAGAAGCGGCGACGGCGGCAGAGGAUGGAACGGUUUCCAUCCACAACGACUGCACUGCCGAAACCACUUCCACGAUCCUUCCCUGGCCGGCCCUCCUGAUCCCGCCUACAACGCCGCCGCCGCCGCCGUCGUUAUUGACUUCUUUCUACCACGAUCUCUACGGCGCACGGCGGCCCUUCCAAUUCGCCUACGACCGCGGGGGGCCGUCGUCGUCGUCGGCCGCGGAUCCGAUGGGACUCGCGGCGCUCUAUAACUGCAGCAACUACCUCGGCAGCGCUGGCGGGCGGCCGGGGAUGCUGAUGUCGUCAACCGCGGCGGCCCCUUUCGAGAUGGGAAAGAUGACGGCGCAGGAGAUCAUGGACGCGAAAGCGCUGGCCGCGUCGAAGAGCCACAGCGAGGCCGAGCGCCGCCGCCGGGAGCGCAUCAACGCUCACCUCGCCCGCCUCCGAAGCCUCCUCCCCAGCACCACCAAAACGGACAAGGCGUCGUUGCUGGCGGAGGUGAUCCAGCACGUCAAGGAACUGAAGCGCCAAACCUCUGAGAUCGCCGAGGAGAGCUCGCUUCCGACGGAGACGGACGAGCUCACGGUCGUCUCCGCCGACGAGGUGGAAGGCUCCGGCGGCAGCCCGCAGUCCCUAGUCCGCGCCGCCCUCUGCUGCGACGACCGCGCCGACCUCCUCCCCGACCUCAUCAAAGCCCUCAAGGCCCUCAAGCUCCGCUCGCUCAAGGCCGACAUCACCACCCUCGCCGGCCGCAUCAAGAUCGUCCUCCUCAUCGCCCACGACAUCGACGACCACCAUCUCCAACCGCCAUCCCUCGCCGCGAUCCAAGACGCGCUGAAGGCCGUCAUGGAGCGCGCAGCGACACCGGCAUCCGCCUCCUCCUCGGCCGCGGAGGACUCCUCCGCCACCAUCAGCAAGCGGCAGCGCACCGCCGCCGCCGCCGGCCUGCCCAGCAUACUCGAGCACAGGUCGGCGUGAGGCCCGUGGACGAUACACUCAUAGCCCGAUCGCACGCGCGCAUGUGAUUCAGAAAGUAUAAGUGUGCUAAUUUAUGCGUUGUGUUCAAUCGAUUGCAUGCCCACCAUACGCUGCAGAGGACCAGUAGUGCUUUAACUGUUGUUACACCAAUUAGGGUUUCUUGGUUUUAUAUAUUCAAGAGGUGCUAAAGGAGUGUUCCAAGUGUAGAACAAAAGGAAAGGGUGGAUCUUUUUCGUAACCAGGGUGGACUACUUGUACA